This is a messenger RNA of Zasmidium cellare ATCC 36951, 381 nucleotides long. RefSeq lists its product as uncharacterized. The coding region runs from base 1 to 381 and encodes 126 amino acids. The transcript has a single exon. The record is from RefSeq and is a predicted model, not a curated record. Gene Ontology annotation, molecular function: protein binding. Lineage: Eukaryota; Fungi; Ascomycota; Dothideomycetes; Mycosphaerellales; Mycosphaerellaceae.
AUGUCGUUACCACAGAAAACAGCAACUGCGCCCGAAGUGAUCGGAAAGAACACACUACCUGGCUUGCCCAAAGAACUACUGGAAGCGAUCGCCAAGGAGUGCGACCCAAGUGACCUGUUGGCUCUACGACAGGCCUCAAGGCUCGUACACAAUGGCAUUGAUCGGACCUUCUUGCACGAAUACUUCACAGACCGUAACCACAUCAUCACUGUCGGUUCACUUGAGGAUCUUAUCCACAUCACUGCUACGCCUCGCAUGUGCAAGACCUUGUCAAGGCUGACUCUCAGCAUGCCAUGGCUCGAGCAGAGAUAUUGGGGCCCUGAUCCGAAGGCAGUGUGCUCUUCGCCUUGCAUGCGUGAAGACCACAGCUCAAACGAUUGA